Messenger RNA from Salpingoeca rosetta, 849 nucleotides. RefSeq lists its product as uncharacterized. Lineage: Eukaryota; Choanoflagellata; Craspedida; Salpingoecidae. The transcript has 4 exons. Gene Ontology annotation, biological process: mitotic cell cycle; cell division; chromosome segregation. The record is from RefSeq and is a predicted model, not a curated record. Gene Ontology annotation, cellular component: mitotic spindle; outer kinetochore; spindle microtubule. The coding region runs from base 38 to 814 and encodes 258 amino acids. Gene Ontology annotation, molecular function: microtubule binding.
CACCGCCGCGAAAAUUUCAAACGGAGAGGAGAAGACGAUGGAGGCGCUGUUGGAGGUGUUUGCUUGCCGCGUUCGCGAGCUCAAGCAGGGGCUGGUGUUCCUGCAGGAGGAGGAGGGGGAGGGGAAGGAAGGGGAUGUGGACCUGCAGCAGGAAAGGAGUGGAGACAAGAAGACGAAGAAGGCCAGCAAGAGGCGCAAAGGCGAGCAGCUGCUCGGCGCCUUGUGGGAGCUGGACAAGUCCCUCACAGAACUGGAAGGCAGGAUGGAUUUUGUCGAGUCCAAACUCGAUGAGGAAGAGACGGAGAUGGAGCAAGUGCGUGAGUACGUGACUGCACUGCAGUACCAGAACGAGCGCGCACACGAUGCCCUCGAGAAUCUUCCAAAAGGCGUGCCAAACCCUCCCAGCAAAACGAAGAGCAAGGAGAGCGCCAAGGUGAACAACGCGCGCGUGCUCCAGCCAACACAUCAGAACCACAGCGCACAACAGAAGCAGCAGCAGCGCAAGCCCGCCAGCAGCAGACAGCCACUCGCGCCCAUCACCAAGACAGAGUUUGAAACACUCAACCCUGCCAUCCGCAAGAGACUGAGCCUCGACCGCAUGAACGAAGUCGUGGAGGGCAUCAAAGCUACCAUGUCGGCCACUCACAAGGGAAAGAAGUCCAACUACAAAGGGUUCACGCGCACGGAUUUCGUCAUGCAUUCCGGUGUUGCCGCGCGCGACCUGGCACGAUACAUGGGCGCUCUCAAGUCUCUUGAUCGCAUCACAGAAACACACGCAAGCGGCAGCACAACAUACCUACCAACAUUUGCUUGAAGCGCACGCACGCGUGUGUGUGCGUGUGUGUGCGU